CGUCAGCCUGUAGCCUUAGAUCUAACUCCAUAGCUAAUCGUCUUUUUCAGGAUGAAAACCAUCCUCUUCUUUGUGGUCCUUUUGGGGAGUGUCUUGUACGCUUCCCCUCUAAGCAACAAGUCGGAAUUCCAUGAGGUUAGAGACAAAAUAAAAAAGGAGGUCCGGGCAAACGUCGCCAAGCUUAUUGGUGAGCUGAAUGCGGCGUUGGACAAACACAUUGCGAUUGCCGACGACAAGUCAAAGAGUCUCGACGAAAAGGUCAACGCUCUUUUAGAGCUAAGACAGGAGAACCCAAAGGUGUACCACGUUUUGUGGACAAUGUUUGAGAAAUUCAUUCCUCCCAGAUUUUUCUAUAAGAGAUAUGAGGACCUCAAUGAAAACGAAAAGGCAGAAAUAGAUGAAGCGAAAAAGGAAGUGCGAGCGAAAAUCAGAAAGGUUACUGGUGAACUGAGUGCAGAGUUGGAUAAGAGCAAUGCAAUUCUCGAUGACGAAUCAAAGACUCGCAAAGAAAAGAACAAGGCUCUUUGGAAGCUAAGAAAGGAGAACCCAGUGGCGAACGACGUUUUGGAUGUCAUCUUUGCGCAAUUCCUUUCAAAACAUAGACUCUAUGAAAAAUUAGAAUUUUUGCUGUCAAAGCAACUAAAGGACACCGAGAAAGCGAGAUGGGAAAGGAUGAUAAAAGAAGUUCGACCGCACUUCACCAAGCUUAUUGAUGACCUGAAAGCGGCGAUGGACAAACAAAUCGCAAUUGUUGAUGACAAGUCGAAGACGUUCAAAGAGAAGGCCAGGGCUUUUCGGGUGCUAAGGAAAGAGAAUCCGAAGGUGUACAACGUUUUGCGGGCCAUCUACGAGCAAUUUACUCCAAAGUUUAGACAUCUCGGUAAGGUAUUUAGGAAGCUCAAUGAUACCGAAAAGGAGAAAGUAAGUGAAGGGCUAAAGAAAGUCCGGGCAAAUGUCACUAAGCUUAUUGGUGAAGUUAGCACAGUGUUUGAUAAAGGGAUCGCAAUUCUCGACGACAAGUCAAAGACUCCAAAGGAAAAGAUGAAUGCUCUUUGGGAGCUAAGUAAGGAAAAUCCAAAGGCAAACGACAUUUUGCAUGUUGCCGCUGAGCAAUUCAUUCCAAAACCGAGGCUCUAAAGCAACGAAACGCUUCAUUCUUCCGUGUUCAAGCAUCUUCUAAUAAAUAUACACAUGCUAGUUGUCUAUAACCAAAAGGUAGCAACC
Molecule: messenger RNA, 1224 nt
Organism: Cylicocyclus nassatus
Lineage: Eukaryota; Metazoa; Nematoda; Chromadorea; Rhabditida; Strongylidae
Source: the annotation of a GenBank genome assembly